Messenger RNA from Gossypium raimondii (Peruvian cotton), 1838 nucleotides. RefSeq names its product glucose-1-phosphate adenylyltransferase large subunit 2, chloroplastic. The transcript is spliced from 14 exons. Bases 49 to 1530 code for a protein of 493 amino acids. The record is from RefSeq and is a predicted model, not a curated record. NCBI's taxonomy places the organism in Eukaryota, Viridiplantae, Streptophyta, Magnoliopsida, Malvales, Malvaceae. Gene Ontology annotation, biological process: glycogen biosynthetic process. Gene Ontology annotation, molecular function: glucose-1-phosphate adenylyltransferase activity.
GAUAAUCCUCUGGUUAUUUUUGUUUUAUUGAUUAAAAUUUCUUCAGCAAUGGCUUCUCACUUCAUAUCACUCAACGCCAAUGCCAAUCCCUAUAACCUUAUCAAAGGUCGUAGUUACGGUGGUUCUGUUUUUUUGGGUGAGAGAAUCAGUUGGUCUAUUAAAAGUAGGGAUUAUGGAAGAGUUUUAUGGAGGAGUUUGAGAAUUGAAAAUGAUGUUAGAAAAGCAAAGUGUGGUGUUGUUCACUGUGUUCAAACCCCAACCAAUGAAAAUGAUGAUCCUACGAUGUUUGAGAGUCCACAAGCAGAUCCAAAGGAAGUGGCUUCUAUCGUAUUGGGUGGUGGUGCUGGCACUCGCUUGUUUCCUCUUACAAGCAUGAGAGCCAAGCCAGCCGUUCCUAUUGGUGGUUGUUACAGGCUGAUCGAUGUUCCAAUGAGCAAUUGUAUCAACAGUGGCAUAAAAAAGAUCUUUAUUUUAACUCAAUUUAAUUCUUUUUCACUCAAUCGUCACUUGGCUAGGACAUACAAUUUUGGUAAUGGUGUAAAUUUUGGAGAUGGAUUUAUGGAGGUUCUUGCUGCCACUCAAACAUCAGGAGAAGCAGGGAAGAAAUGGUUUCAAGGAACGGCUGAUGCCGUGAGGCAAUUCAUUUGGGUCUUUGAGGAUGCCAAAGUUAAGGAUGUCCAGCAUGUACUGAUAUUGUCUGGUGAUCAUCUUUACCGCGCAGAUUAUAUGGAUUUUGUGCAGAAGCAUAUUGAUUCAAAUGCUGAUAUCACAGUAUCAUGUCUACCAAUGGAUAAUAGCCGUGCUUCGGAUUUCGGAUUGAUGAAGAUAGAUGUAACUGGACGGAUUAUUCAAUUUGCUGAGAAACCGAAGGGCAAGGAUCUUAACGCUAUGCAAGUUGAUACCUCGAUAUUAGGGCUAUCAGCGGAAGAUGCUGCAAAAUAUUCUUACAUUGCAUCAAUGGGUGUGUAUGUGUUCAAAAAGGAUAUCUUGUUAAAGCUUCUGACACAAAGCUAUCCGUCAUGCAAUGACUUUGGCUCGGAGAUUAUUCCAUCCGCGGUAAAGGAACAUAACGUACAGGCAUAUUUAUUCAAUGAUUAUUGGGAAGACAUUGGGACAAUAAAGUCUUUCUUUGAUGCUAAUUUAGCCCUCACAGAUCAGCCACCAAAGUUCGAAUUUUAUGAUCCAAAGACACCUUUUUAUACAUCUCCGAGAUUCUUGCCUCCUAGCAAAAUUGAUCAAUGCAGGAUUGUUAAUGCCAUAAUUUCACACGGUUGUUUCUUGCGGAACUGUAGUGUAAAACGCUCUGUAGUUGGGGUGCGGUCGCGUUUGGAGUCCGGUGUUGAGCUUGAGGAUACCAUGAUGAUGGGAGCAGACUUCUACCAAACGGAGAUGGAAAUAAUGUCUCUCCUGAAAGAAGGAAAGGUUCCGAUCGGUGUCGGACAAAAUACCAAGAUAAAUUGUGUGUUUUGGAAGGAAUUGCAUAAUAGACAAGAAUGCCAAGAUAGGAAAAAAUGUGAUCAUAUCAAAUAGUGAUGGUGUUGAAGAAGCUGAGAGACCAGAACAAGGCUUUUACAUUAGGUCCGGAAUUACAGUGAUAAUGAAGAAUGCAACAAUUAAAGAUGGAUCCGUAAUAUGAAAUUUCAAGUUGAUUUCAAGUGGUUUCAGAGGUUGUCAUAUUCGAUCGAGCACAUCAUCGGAAAGCUUAGAGCCCUAGUUUGCUAGGUUUUGCUCGGCUAUUUUUGCAGUGAAAAAUAUAUAGCAGUAAUGCUUUGUACAUGUAAAGUACAAUUUCCUCUGCGAAUUUUACAAAGGAAAUUUAAUUGCGAUUUUGUAGUGGU